AUGGAGCCAGGGCCGGUCGACGACUGCCGCGCUUGCCAGCAGCAGCAGCAGCAGCUCCAGGGGCCCGAGGCCGCGCGGCGCGAGUCUCCACCCCCUCCCCCUGUGCCCGAGUCCCCCGAUGACGAGGCAACGGAGCCGAGCUCGUCCGGCGGGCUGGCCGACGUGCCCCACGACCCAGACCUGGACGACGAGGAGAAGGCCGGCCCGGCGGGCUUUAACCGGAGCUUCCUGCGCUGCCUGGUGCUCCUGCUGCCGGUCAGCGUGCCCGUGGUGGUGUACGUGCGCGACGCGGACUCGACCAGGCGACUCUUCCUGUUCGCCUUUGCCCUCUUCCUCGUGCUCAUCUUCUCCUGCAUCACCCUGGCCGUGGUGCGAUCACGGAGCAGGGGCGCCGGUAGCGACGAUGACGAGGAGGCCGCGCCCAGGGCGGGCCGGAGUUCCUCGAGCAGGGGCCUCCCGUUCCUGCGGGCCAUGCCAUACCGCGUGGCGCAGGUCAGGAGCGGGCCCCACCGCAACCGGUACCCGGGCUACCGUCUGGCCGGCCAACAGCUGAGCCCCGGGGCCCGGUGUCCCGUGGUGCAGGACGACCCGCCCUGCUACCUAGACGCCCUCAAAUGCCCGCUAGCACAGACGCACCAGCACAAGUCCAGGGACGUCGAGACUCCGCCGCCAGCCUACGAGGCCGUCUCCUGA
Molecule: messenger RNA, 693 nt
Organism: Ixodes scapularis (black-legged tick)
Lineage: Eukaryota; Metazoa; Arthropoda; Arachnida; Ixodida; Ixodidae
Exons: 2
Coding region: 1-693 (230 amino acids)
Source: RefSeq, a predicted model, not a curated record